Messenger RNA from Mercenaria mercenaria, 437 nucleotides. RefSeq names its product F-box only protein 48-like. Gene Ontology annotation, molecular function: protein binding. NCBI's taxonomy places the organism in Eukaryota, Metazoa, Mollusca, Bivalvia, Venerida, Veneridae. The record is from RefSeq and is a predicted model, not a curated record. The coding region runs from base 1 to 423 and encodes 140 amino acids. The transcript is spliced from 3 exons.
AUGUCAGGAUACACAUGUACAAGUCCAAGGUGUGGUGUUGAAGACUCCGAGUGUUCUAUCAGUUAUCUCCCCUGUGAAACUCUUCUACAAGUAUUCUCCUACCUGCCAGCAAAGGAUAUUGUAGCUUGUAUAGGGACAUGUAAAUACUGGUGUGAAGUAAUCAACAACAGUGAAAGUCUGUGGAAGAUACAGUGCCUUACUCUUAAUAACAGUAACCAGUGUAUACAGGCUGACAAAAGGGCUGGUCACACCUGGAAAGAAAUAUUCAAGAAGAAUUAUGGUGCAAAUGGUAUAAAGAAUCUCUGGAAACAAGGAAUAUUUAGCAAUCUGAAAAGUUACAGAGAACUACCAGACAGACCAUUCUGUAGGCUUGACACUGAUAGCUGGGGACAGAUUUUAGAGUGGGAACUGGAAAGGUCUUGAUACAGGAAGUUAUU